AUGUCAAGACGUUCAAGCAGAAGGAAUUAUAACGAAAAAGUCGAAGAAGAAUUCGAUGAAGAUGGUGAAACCACUCGUUGUAUUUGUGGUAAUGAUGACCUCAAUGUUGAUGAUAUCAAUGGCCAACUUCGAACCCUUUUAAAAUCAGAAUACCAAAUUCAAAUCGAUCAAGGAUUAUUCAUUCAAUGUGAUAAAUGUUCAGUUUGGCAACAUGGUUAUUGUGUAGGUUUAUUCACUGAUGAAGAUGUUCCUGAUAAAUACUGGUGUGAGUUAUGUAAACCAGAUCUUCAUUUUUUUGUUGAUGAUGAACAUGAAAAUCGAACCCUUUAUAAACCUGCUAAUGAUAAGAGGAAGAAGUUAAUGGCAGAAAGUGAAAGUAAAAGGAAAUUCACUCGUAAAGAUCGAAGGAAUUAUGAUUAUGAUGAACAAUUACAAAAAGCUUUAAGAGAAAGUGUUAAGGAAAAAGAAUUAGAAGACCAUAAACCAGUUGAAGAAGAAAUAGUAGGUGAUGAAGAAGAUGAAGUUGAAGCUGAAGUUGAAAUUGAAGAACCUAAAAAGGAGAUUAAAAAGAAACCUGUUAAGAAAGUUAAGAAAAAAGAAGUUAAGAAAGUUAAAAAUGAAACUCCUAUUACUAAAGAAGAAUUAUUGACUCAACCUUCGAGGCCGAGAUUUGUUAAUGAAAAGUCAAGUAUUUAUGAGUUAAGGAAGAGGAUUAAUGCGAUUUUAGAAUGGUUGAAUCGAUCACAAUUGGAAUUAGAGGGGGGAAGAGAAUUUCUUGAUGAUGAGAUGAAGGUGGAAUGUGAUGGGAAUUUAAUGAUGAUGCAGACUUUGACGACGAAGAUCUUGAGUUGGGAAGAGAAGUUUGGGAAGUAUGCUCCUUAG
Molecule: messenger RNA, 882 nt
Organism: Yamadazyma jaroonii
Lineage: Eukaryota; Fungi; Ascomycota; Pichiomycetes; Serinales; Debaryomycetaceae
Source: the annotation of a GenBank genome assembly